AUGGUGGAAGACAAAUACAUAGGGCUCAUGCUGGCCAUGAGUUCGUCCCUGGCCAUCGGCGCGAGUUUUGUAAUUACCAAGAAGGGUCUCAAUGCCUCCAUCGAGAAGCAUGGUUUCGACGGAGACGGCUUUGGAUAUCUCCAGAACCCCGUGUGGUGGGCAGGCAUCAUCACAAUGGUACUCGGCGAAAUAUUCAAUUUCGCUGCAUAUGCCUUCGCCCCCGCCAUCCUCGUGACCCCCCUCGGAGCUCUCUCCGUCCUCAUUGGUGCUGUCCUCGGCUCGUACUUUUUGGACGAACAAUUGGGUCGUUUGGGAAAGAUUGGCUGCGCAAUAUGUCUGAUCGGCUCCGUCAUCAUUGUGCUACACGCGCCGCCGGACAAGGAAGUUCAGUCGGUCGAGGAGAUUCUGGACCUUGCUCUACAGCCUGGCUUCCUCUUCUACUGCGCCUUCUGCGUCGUCUUCUGCGUCUUCAUGAUCUACAAGAUCGCGCCCAAGUACGGUCGCAAGAACCCCCUCAUCUACCUUUCCAUCUGCUCCACCUCCGGUUCCGUUUCCAUCAUGUUCAUCAAGGCUUUCGGUAUUGCGCUUAAGAUGACAUUUGCGGGCAACAACCAGUUCACGCAUCCUUCGACAUACGUCUUCGUCAUCUUGGUAGUGGGGUGCAUCCUCACUCAGAUGAACUACUUCAACAAGGCGCUGAGCCAGUUUUCCACAAACAUCGUAAACCCCCUCUACUAUGUUACUUUUACGACCUGUACACUUGUUGCUUCGUGUCUUUUGUUCCAAGGCUUCAACACCACGUCUGCUGUCAACACUAUUUCUCUCCUUUGUGGUUUUCUUAUUAUCUUUUCUGGUGUAUACCUUCUCAACCUAUCGCGCGAAGACCCCUGCGCCGAUCCAGCACUUGGCUCUCGAUUCGACGGUCCGCCAUCUGAUGCCAUCUCUGGUUUCCCUACAAGACGCAGUAUGCAAUCGCGACGCAGCGGAGAUCCUUACGAACACCAGUCGAAUGGCGUUAUCCGAAAUAGCAGGUCUAGCUAUGCAGAUGCAGGUGACAGAAGCGCACUGAUGCACGAUUACGAUGCUGAGAACCAGUUCGAGCUGGGUGAUCUUGCCGGUGAUAGCGAUGACGAUCUGGAGAGCGGUCGCAACACAAAGCGACCCAGCUUUGAUGAGGAGACGCGGCUGAGUGGCAGACUCAGUGGGACAGGCAGAGGGCGGUAUGGGUUUGAAGGAUUGGGAGAUGGCCCCCGAGAUAAAGGUGCCGGCCACUUGUAUUUGUACUACGAUAGCAUGACAUGGAUACCCAGAGAAAUCCCGGCGAUUAUGCUGGGUAUCAUUUCUCCACAGAUGAAUAUCAGACAUUCAUAUUCCGAAUCAUCAAGACGCGCCAGCAAAUCAGCAAUUAUGGCGACUGCAAACUCAUCCAAAGAACACCAGCUUUUGCAGCAGGCGGAAAAGACCCUAUUACAUCCAAUUCACCCGCAUCUGAUAUCCUACUGCCCUAGCAUGGAUCUUGUUGCAGUAGUCACGGAUGAAGAGAAUCUAGAUGUCUACAGAAUCAACGGCCAAAGGGCUUUUGGUCUGAAGAGAAAGAGCGAGGGUGUGUGCGUCGAUGCAAUGCAGUGGGAAUUUAACGGCAAAAGUAUCGCUGUUAGUUGGAGCGAUGGGAGCACAGACUUGAUCAGUGCAGAAACAGGCAAGGUUACGCACAAAGAUGUCAUGCUACCGGAUGUCGAAGAAGGAAAUGGUAGCAUGACGGAAGAAGCUCCAGCACGGGUCAAGUGUAUAGGCUGGGGUCUGAACUUCAUCAAUGUCGAUGCUGUCAAAAAGAGGACAGGGUUGAUGUCAAAGACGAAUGGCGCCACAUCUGAGAAGACUGAUGCAUUUGAGAACCCUACAACCGAAGAUUGGGAUGCUUUCAAGGAUGACAUAACGUUGGAGGAUUUCCUGCAACGACAGCCUGAUUUCCAAACUUUGGAUAUUGCACCCGACCUGCCAGAUCAACUUGCGAUGAUGGACACGGACGCGCUAUUACCCAAACUUCCUGCGAUACCACUCCCACCAGCACUACCGUUUAUGCGCAUAUCGCAGGCAGAUUCCGGUGCGUUUGGUUCUCAAGCCGAGGUGGAUUCGUUGCUGCAUUCACAUCACUUGAAGGACCAUAACUCUGUGGACAUGUUCAUCCGUUUGUCUGACCGAGGGACCGUACAUCCGUCAAUAUACGAUUCGCUAGAAACGGUCAACGUCCAACUACCGAAGGCAUGGAACACACUACAUAUGCCGCUAUUACACACAAGCCAUCCAUAUAGCUGUACCCACAGCCUUUUGAUGCGGACAAUCUCUGCUGCCUCGCCAGCAAGAAAGAGUAUCGCCUUUGUUCCGCUCACGCUAAACUUCAUCCCUACCGCGGGAAUCUACCUCCACCUCAUAGCCGCAAAAACCUCGCAGCUACAGAACCUCCUUCUUUAUAUCACGCAAACCUUGCAACGGGUCAGAGCUUUCUUUAAACACGCGCAAGAUUUGCCGCGAAAGUUUAUGAUGAACAUAAGCGAAACACUCGAAGAGAAAGAGUUGGGCGACCUAGUCACGAAUCUGUUCCACAUAGCCUGUACAGGGAGUUGUAACCCUACAAUGAAAGAAUGGUUGGUCGACGAGCUAGCAGAAGCAGGCCAUAAGCGUUGGGACACGACUGUCACAUCGUCCUUUACAACACUUCUUGCCCUUCUUCACGAGAACCUCAUCCCGGCGUUGGACCGCUGCUCCAUUGUCAUAUCACGUUUGCGCGGUCUCGCGCAGUUUCAUGAUCGAGACUGGAUUUUCAGCGGACACAUCACCGACUUCUCAGCCCUUUUAGAAACGCUCAAAAAUAUGAGGCUGCUCGCUCAUACCGCCAUGCUCUAUGCGACGGAAGAGAAGCGCCAAUUUUACAGCUUCAGCAAGUGGCUGCGCUUCACUAUUGAUUUCCAGGCUACGGAGCCGGAAUCUCAAUCGCGCGUAGAAAUGGAACAACGGGAUCCGGGAGUCGACGUAUCACAGGUCCUUGCGUAUAUCCAGUAUGGCCUCACCAAAUCUGAUGUUGCUCUCUACUUGGGGCCGGAAGCUCAGUUGGAUCCCAAAAGUCGAGAGAAGGAGGCAGCAAGUUAUGAAGACACAAAGAGGGCAAUUGCGUUGCUGAAAGAAGGCGCAACAUUCAAGGAAGAGGCCCUGUGUUUGGAACAUGUACUGCGACAUUUGGCAACCGGCGUGACUGGCUUGCUGAAACAGGUGAGCAAAUGGCAGCAGGCCAAUAUCCAAAUGGACUCGGGCCUUGUCCUCGAAGACAUGGGAGCUGAAGAUGAGGAAUCGAAUAUUGUGGCGGAUAUUCGAAUGGUAUCUGAAAAGCCUUCUCAAGAAACCUUCUGUGACACCGUAUCGACAUACAUCCUCUUCUCAUCAAAAUCCACACCAGCCCACCUGCACAUCCACCGCCUCGCCCACGCCCAGAGUAUAUCCCACCUAGCUCGCGAUCUCCACUCCCACGCCAUAUCCACACUGGACUUCAGCACCGGAGAGGCAUCUUCAACCAAGAUCCUCGACGCCAAAUUCGCGGAUGACGAAAACUUGCUUGUCCUCUUGCAACUCUCACCGUCAAAUGGCGACCGCAAAAAACACUCCAAACCAACCAACGUUAUCGUCUCUCUGCCUUAUACACACACUACCGUGCCAUCUGUGCACAAGCAGCCGCACCAGCAACAGCACCAAAAAGAACAGCUGAUAUCAUUCACGUCCCCUACCUCCCCUGCUUCGGUCCCCUCUUGCCUCCUUCCUCAAGGCAAACCCGUGGCGCAUUCCUCUCGACACACUAUCCAUGUGACCCCCGAAGACGUAGAAAAGCACACACGCCACGUCUUUGAAGGCCGCUUUACGCCGCUCAAGUUGGUGGUAAACGGGCGAAAGGACAGGAGGGUAAUUGUGGUUUUGGGAAGCGACAGGAAGCACUAUAGGAUCUUGGAUAUGGAUUACAGUGUCAAGAAGAAGAGGAGGAAGAGCAAGGCUAGUGCAGAUGUAGAGCAGGACGACGACGACAGUGGUAGUGAUCAGGAUGGACACCAGGGAUACAUAAGUCAACAUGUAGAUGGAGACGUCGAAAUGGGUGGGGCAUAG
This is a messenger RNA of Bipolaris sorokiniana ND90Pr, 4146 nucleotides long. RefSeq lists its product as uncharacterized. The transcript has 8 exons. Gene Ontology annotation, biological process: magnesium ion transport. Gene Ontology annotation, molecular function: magnesium ion transmembrane transporter activity. Lineage: Eukaryota; Fungi; Ascomycota; Dothideomycetes; Pleosporales; Pleosporaceae. The record is from RefSeq and is a predicted model, not a curated record. Bases 1 to 4146 code for a protein of 1381 amino acids. Gene Ontology annotation, cellular component: membrane.